AUGUCACAAACUUCGCCGAUGGAUUACGAGUACGCUGCCCUGCCGACAGACCGCCAUAUCCGGGUAAUCCAUCUUUUGCCUGCCGCAACUCCCGAAGCACCCUUACAUUGCUACAUUCGGGAAGUCCAUAUCGAUGACGACGAAGGCCUUUAUUUUGAGGCGAUAUCCUACACAUGGGGUACGCCAACUUUCGACCAUACCCUCCACCUCAACAGACAAGACACCGUCUUCAACAUCACGUCAAGUCUUUCAAACGCCCUUCGAUGUUUCAGACUCAGAGAUCGACCCAGAUUUCUCUGGGCAGAUGCUGUGUGCAUCAACCAGAACGACAAGCGGGAAAAGAGCUCGCAGAUCCCACUCAUGGCGGACAUCUACCGAAGGGCCAAUAGUGUUCUGGUCUGGCUCGGCGACGCGAAUGACGCGGAGACAGCUAUGCGCGUCCUGAGCCGAAUGAGUCGUUCGAUUGGCCCAGAACUUGAUACCAACGAAAAGGCAGCCAUCAUCUCGUCCUUGGAUAUCUUGCUUCAACGACCUUGGUUCAGCCGUCGAUGGAUCAUCCAGGAGAUCGUCCGCAAUCAUGAUGUUUCAAUGCACUGUGGAUCAUCUUCGUUGUCAUGGACCAGACUCAUUGCAAUCCUUGCGAGGCUUGGAACGGAUACCGGAACAACCAACCAGCAGGCUGUCGAUGCAUUGACUCAGAUGCGCAACUUGUGGAGACGUACGGUCCUCUUGGAGGAUACCAAAGUCGGCCAUACUUUGCUCGAAAACAUGCACACCUUCAGUCACUUUGGCUGUGCGGACGAUAGAGAUCGUCUGUUCGCACUGGCAGCUUUGUCAUCUGACGUGUCCAUGGCGAAAGAGCCUAGAUACCCAAAACGAAAUAUUUACGUCGAUCCAGUCGGACUCGAAUAUCUGGCUCAGCCCAAGCCGCAUGAAAGACUCUUCCGUGUUGUUCCCGAUUAUUCAAAGUCCACAGAGGAUAUCUAUAUUGAGUUUGCCGCCGAGGUAGCACGAAAUGGGUUAUUCUCCUGGUUACUGUGUCGAACCUGGCACCAACAGUACUCUGAGAAGCUGCCAGCUUGGGCCCCGGACUGGCGUGCUGAAGCAACCGGAACUCCUCACUUUGUGAAAGAACUUCUCAAGGGAUAUUCCAGACGCGAAGAUUGGGCAUCCAGGGGUCUCCCCAUGAUGGCAGACUGGCCUAAAACUAGGCUGCAAGGAAGCACUUUGAGGCUACGGAGCUUUAGCGUCUUACACCCUGGCAUACGUGUGACAUCUCGGAGCUGGGAAACCCCAAGGAAUGUGGCAUCGCUUGAGAUCCAAUGGAGAAGCCAGGCUCUCAACUUCGAUACUGGCACUGAUGUUCUCGAAUGGGUUGAAUCAUUCACUCACAGCAUCAGCAACUUUUUGAAGUCUGUUAAGCAGUCCCCAUUCGAUGACUUCGAUGUCCACGACGCGUCGUUUUCACUUUUCAGCCAUCUUCUCGGAUACGGAUCGAAUGCGACAUACUGGUGUGAUGAUAAGGCAUCGGUGACAGAGAAGAUGAAGGCUCACGGCGUAAACACCGAAGGUUCUACUUUCUGUGUUCUUAAUGGAGGUUAUUUCGUCAUACUCUCCCAAGGCGGCGAUGAAAAUCAGGAAACCUUUCUUGCGUACACUCCAGCGGACAUCGACAUGAAACACGAUAUCAUUAUCCGGCCUGAGAACUCGUUGUCGUUGGCAAUGCGCUCAGUGAAGGUACGAGUGCGGCCUGUGGCUUUAUCCUUGAUCAUGCGGGAACAAAAUGGCCAAUAUCCCACUCCGCCAUGGACAGAUUGCCCUCUAGGCCAUUUAACUAAUAUUUUCACGCUACGUGGGCAAGCCUUAAUGGUAGGUAUACAAAAGCUAUCUGUUCGCCGAAGUGGACGAGAAGAAUGGGCACAGAAGUCAUAUUAUGAUCUUGAUUUGGCUUAG
Colletotrichum gloeosporioides is the source of this 1953-nucleotide messenger RNA. RefSeq lists its product as uncharacterized. Lineage: Eukaryota; Fungi; Ascomycota; Sordariomycetes; Glomerellales; Glomerellaceae. The transcript has 2 exons. Bases 1 to 1953 code for a protein of 650 amino acids. The record is from RefSeq and is a predicted model, not a curated record.